UUUGAUCCCAGCACCUUACGCUUUCUUCGUUUUUUCUUUUAUUUUUGAAAAUCCUCCUCCAAAACGUUACCGUUUCAUUUUCCUCACAAAAUUUUCAAAAUAGAAAUUCUAUGUUCGGCGUUCGGUUUCUCUGGUGAACCAGGUCAGCUUCACUCGAAAAUCCAGAUCGAUCGCGUCGAAAGUCGAAACUGAUCUGUUUCAAUGAACUAAAACUUUGAUUUCUGAAAGACGAGUCUCUUGCGCGGUAGUUUAUCAGAGGAAAGCAAUGGCGACGACAGCUUGUUUUAUCAUCGUAAGCCGGAAUGAUAUCCCUAUAUAUGAAGCUGAAGUUGGAUCUGCUGCUAAAAGAGAAGAUGCUGCUCAGCUGCAUCAAUUCGUAUUACAUGCAGCUCUAGAUAUUGUUCAGGACCUUGCUUGGACUACUAGUGCCAUGUUCUUGAAAGCAGUUGAUAGGUUUAAUGAUCUGGCGGUGUCAGUAUAUGUGACGGCAGGUCAUACACGAUUUAUGCUACUUCAUGACUCACGCAACGAUGAUGGAAUCAAGAGCUUUUUCCAAGAUGUUCAUGAGCGUUAUAUAAAGACUCUUCUCAAUCCCCUCUAUUUGUCUGAUUCACGCGUUACGUCAUCACAUUUUGAUACAAAAGUUCGUGCACCAGCUAGAAAUUAUCUGUAGAGGCUUCCCUGUUUGGGAUUAUGCACGGGACCUUUUGCCAUUCAACUUUUAAAGCUUCAAACGUUGGGUUCCUGGAGGCUUCAAUAUUUGGGAUUGGGUCAUUGGAGCUUCGGCGGUUGAACUUUCAAUUUUCCAAGAUUAGGUUCUGCCGACAUUUUUUCAUAAUUUUAAUUGGAGUUUUUUUAUGAAGAUAUCCCUUGAUUGUAAAGAUUAGUGUUUAAAUUCUAUGCUGAUUAGAUAUCAGAUAUAUGCCUUAGGCUUGCUAAUCAUGCUGGAAUAUGUGCUCCUCAAGUCCAUUGUAGUUUCAAAUAGCUUUUGUACCUUGAUUUUCAAAUGUUUCAGCAGCAAACGGUUAAGAUUCGCGUG
Messenger RNA from Tripterygium wilfordii, 1039 nucleotides. RefSeq names its product trafficking protein particle complex subunit 2-like. NCBI's taxonomy places the organism in Eukaryota, Viridiplantae, Streptophyta, Magnoliopsida, Celastrales, Celastraceae. The record is from RefSeq and is a predicted model, not a curated record. Gene Ontology annotation, biological process: endoplasmic reticulum to Golgi vesicle-mediated transport. The coding region runs from base 266 to 673 and encodes 135 amino acids. Gene Ontology annotation, cellular component: TRAPP complex; nucleus; cytoplasm. The transcript is spliced from 6 exons.